This is a messenger RNA of Boleophthalmus pectinirostris (great blue-spotted mudskipper), 2040 nucleotides long. It is a transcript of the gene gdf5, whose product is annotated as growth differentiation factor 5. Gene Ontology annotation, cellular component: extracellular region. The record is from RefSeq and is a predicted model, not a curated record. Gene Ontology annotation, biological process: SMAD protein signal transduction; BMP signaling pathway. The transcript is spliced from 2 exons. Lineage: Eukaryota; Metazoa; Chordata; Actinopteri; Gobiiformes; Gobiidae. Gene Ontology annotation, molecular function: growth factor activity; cytokine activity. The coding region runs from base 1 to 1608 and encodes 535 amino acids.
AUGACAGUUGUCAAGUUACUGCUGUUGAGCUGCUGGACUCUUCUUUACGCGCAUCCGUUACUGGCUUCACUCAGACCCACAGCGGGCUUUACCGGGACUGGUAAAUCGUGGAGACCGUCUCCUGCAAGAAUUACGCGUAUCCAGGCACCAGGACCAGCGCUGACGAAAGGGGCAGCUGGUGCCAGUAAAGUUAAACACAGCGCGUAUUCGUCCGUGACUGGAACACGCACCCUGAGAGACAGGGCAGUGGGGUCACAGGGGCGCUCGUGGACGGACAGAGAGCAUGCUUUCAGGACGCACUUCCCAUACGCAGCACCGUAUAUAGAAGUAGACAACGGCAAGGCUGAGGGUGCUGUCAGGGCAGUGCAGCGGUCCGGAGAUACUACUCAGCGAACAGCGGCGACUGCACAGAGAUUUAAUAAUCGGCAGCAGCUUCAGCAGCUUCAGCAGCUCAGUGCGACCGCAGCAGCUCAGCGCGUCAAGUUUCCAAAAGCUGCCCCUGAGCGGGAUGCGCACCACAGGCAGCCUCUGGUGGUCCCUCACGACUACAUGUUGUCACUCUACUGGUCCCUGUCAAAUGGCGACGUGAAUGGCAGCGCACUUCACGAGGCCGGCUUGGCGAACACCAUCACUAGCUUCGUGGAUAAAGGGCAAGAUGAGCGUGGGCCACAGCUCAGACGGCAGAGGUAUUUCUUCAAUAUCAGCUCCCUGGAUCGAGACAGCCUCUUGGGGGCUGAGCUACGCAUCCUGAGGAAACACCUGUCCGACCCCCGCAGGGUGUCCAUGGUAACGCAGGGGUCUACAGUUACCGGGCCCUGCCUUCGCCUCUAUACCUGUGCUUCAGGUCGCCAAAAGCCCAGUCUGCUGCACAUGAAGACUAUGGAUGAUGUGGUUAGUGGGGGCGGAUUUGGCAGCAAAUGGGAAGUAUUUGACAUAUGGAAAGUUUUCAAGGGUUUAAAACAUCAGCAAAACACACUCUCCAAGCAGCUGUGCUUUGAACUGGAAGCACUGCAAUAUCGAGGCGGCCGGCCCAUAGACCUGCGAACUCUUGGGUUUGGUCGUCCUGGAAGGAGCAACAAGGAAAAGGCGUUUCUCCUGGCAUUUGGGAAAAGCAAAAAGAGGGACCUAUUUUACAAUGAGAUCAAAGCGCGAUCGGGCCAUGACAAUAAAACUGUCUAUGAGUACCUCUUCACACAGAGGCGAAUGCGACGAGCUCCGGCCGUCAGGGCAAAUAAAAAGCCCAUGCAGCCGCCCCAGGCUUUCCCUCAGAACCAGGUCAUUAAAGCUCAGACCAAACGCUGCCAUAAGAAACAGCUGCAUGUGAACUUUAAGGAGAUGGGCUGGGAUGACUGGAUCAUCGCUCCAUUGGAGUAUGAGGCCUUUCACUGCGACGGGGCCUGUGACUUCCCCAUCCGCUCACACCUUGAACCCACCAAUCACGCCAUCAUACAAACUCUUAUGAACUCUAUGGACCCGUCCUCAACACCACCCACAUGCUGUGUCCCAACUAAACUCAGUCCCAUCAGUAUACUCUACAUUGACUCUGCCAAUAAUGUGGUAUACAAACAGUAUGAGGAUAUGGUGGUGGAGUCAUGUGGCUGCAGGUAGCAGAUGUGUAUGGUGCUCCCCAAAAUAUGUGUAGUCCAAAUAUAGUUCAAUGAACAUAGUUUGACACAUCACAAUUCCAGGUCUCAAUACAGCCAUAAUGUCAGACUAACAAAGUUACAAACAUUUUACAGGCAAUUCCCAAAGUUAAGACUUAAAGUUAAAAGAACUACCCAACCAGAAAUGUGUUCACUCUAAUUUAUUCUUUUUUUUUUUUUUCUUUUUUGGGUUUUUUUUUUAAACAUAAGUGCACUAUGUGAAAGAUGGGCCUUAUGUCCAUGUUAUUUUAGGUGUUAUUGCUUUGCCUGGAAUUUUCUAUAGUGUGUUAAACAUUAAACAUACAUCACCAUGGUGACAAGCAUGUGAAGCCAGCAGUCUAGAUCUGUGGAAAGGUGAGCCUACUCACAAUAAGAAUGCAGGUUUUUCAAGGUAUUU